ACGUUAGUAACCAACUCUUGCAAAAAUUCAUUAAACCAACUCAAAUAAGUGGCUAAAACUUUCACUUUUCUGGUGUCGUAAGCCCUUAAAUUACAAUUGGAAGUGAGCGGUGUCCGUUUUGAUUGUUUAUUCGUAGAAUAUGCCGUAGUAAAGUUUACUCACUCAAUAAAAAAUUAAGGAAAAAUCAGUAGCAUGGAGUACACUACCGAAGAUACGUCAUCGAAGUUUAACAAUCAAACUAAAGUAGAGAACACCUCAGCUUGUACGAAUGAGUAUUGUGUUUCCGACGAGGACUACAUAGAAAUGAUAGAGGCGUACAUAUUUCCCACCCCCUACGAAUGGGUGCUGAUAUCUUUACACAUCACGGUCUUCGCUGUGGGCCUGGUUGGCAACUCGCUCGUAUGUAUAUGGAACCACAGCAUGAGAACCGUCACCAAUUACUUUAUCGUUAAUUUGGCAGUGGCAGACUUUUUGGUGAUUUUGGUUUGUUUGCCACCCUCCGUUCUGUGGGACGUCACCGAAACUUGGUUCUUCGGUGGAGUCAUGUGCAAGUUGGUGCUUUACUUACAGAGCGUGUCUGUCUCUGUGUCUGUCCUCACUCUCACUUUCAUAUCUAUCGACCGGUGGUAUGCCAUCUGUUAUCCUCUCAAGUUCAAGAGCACAUCUGGAAGAGCCAAGGUGGCCAUAUUAAUCAUUUGGAUUACCUCUAUGCUCUUGGUAUUACCGGACGUCAUUGUUUUGGAUACGAAGUUACACCCGGGUUUAAAAGUAGAAACGCACUACUUGACUGAUUGUGCUUACACGUGGAGCGACGAUAACACCCAAAUUUAUCAAUUAGUUAUUGUUCUGAUAUUGUAUGUGGCACCCUUCGCUCUCAUGUCAGUCACUUAUUAUCAGAUUGCUCGUGUUCUUUGGAAUAAAAAUAUCCCCGGAAAUCGAAAUGUUAAGCGUACUGUUACAGUAACGCAAAAUACAAAGAAAGGAACCACUAGAUGCACAACAAAUCAAGAUUCAAUAGAAAGUCAGAUUCGUUCGCGAAGAAAAGCUGCAAAGAUGCUAAUCGCUGUCAUAGUCAUGUUUGGAUUAUGUUACCUCCCAGUUCAUCUCAUAAACACUUUAAGGUAUACAAUAGGGUUGCCACAGACACACACCACAGCAGCAGCAUCUCUUAUAUCGCAUUGGCUGUGUUACGCCAACAGUGCUGUGAAUCCCGUUAUUUAUAACUUUAUGAGUGGAAAAUUUCGAAGAGAAUUCAGGAAAUCAUUUUGUAUGUUAUUCACAAUUCAAGAAUCUGAAAUCAAUAGUCAAACACCGACUUUCAGAUCUCUGAAGAAGUAAUUUGAAAAUAUAAUUCCGAAUUUUUGGUGAUUUUUCUUUUCUUUUUGUAAACACGUGUGUAAAGAUGUUAAUUAUUUCAUUCAUGU
Molecule: messenger RNA, 1424 nt
Organism: Centruroides sculpturatus (bark scorpion)
Lineage: Eukaryota; Metazoa; Arthropoda; Arachnida; Scorpiones; Buthidae
Product: orexin receptor type 2-like
Biological process (GO): G protein-coupled receptor signaling pathway; feeding behavior
Cellular component (GO): membrane
Molecular function (GO): orexin receptor activity
Source: RefSeq, a predicted model, not a curated record